CUGGUGCCCAGAGAAGCCUUGACCACAAAGAGACCACCAGGGCUCGCUGGGGUGGGGGCUUUGGCCACAUGGGUGUGGAUCGGGGCAGGCUGCCUGGAGGAAGGGACCUUGGAACUGUCAGGUGGGCGUUGCUGACAGAGGCAGAAAGCAGCAGACUAGGCCAGGGUCCAGCCUGCCCUUUGUGAUGCCUGUCUCUGGCUGCCUUGGUUUCUCCUUCUACCCCUGCCCAUCCCCCCACCCCCUACUCAGAACCCUGACCACUGGGCGGGCCGUAGGCUAGAACCUGCUGCCCGGAGUAACCAGGCAAACAGAACUCCAUGGGACUCCGAGCCUGUUCUCCGGGUGGGCUGCCUGUGCUCCCACCUGCUGCUCUCCUGGCCUGCCCCAGCUGGGCCCCCCGCCUCCCCAUGCAGCACCCCAAACCCUACUACGCCCCUGCAGCUCCCCAAGAAGUCUUCAGCCCCCAGGGCCUGGACGGCAGCGAGGGGCCAGGCAGCCAGCCCAUUCCAGCCUGCACCGAGCCCCUUCCCGCUGUGGGUAUGAGUCAGGGAGUGGCAGGUUCCUCCAACCUGUAUCAACCCCCAAACCCGGAGAAAGAGGUGUUCGCGGCCCCUCCGGCAGGUUUCCAGAUGGCACCCUGCGGCUGCUUCUUUGACCCCCGCAUUUACCGAAUCGAGUGGGCCACCAGCGACUUCGGCCAGUCGCCCCUGUACAAGCUGGCAGCAGUGGGCGGGGGGGCACCGGCAGGGGGCGCCCCCUCAGCGGGCACCUACCUCCUAGAGCCCCAGCACUACCUCAAAGCCCCAGUGCCGCCCCCACCAUAUCCCCACUUCCAGCCCGCACCGGGGGGCCCACAGUACCUCAUGCCCUACUUCCCACCCGAGGGGCCCAGGCCCGAGGCCCUGGGCUUCGUGGGGGAUGGGGCGGCCCCCCCCUUUGUGGAGUUGCCCCCGCCCCUGCUCAAGGAAGGCCUGGUGCCCCCACCACCGCCACUGCCCCCCAAGGAGAACAAGCUGCCCCCUCUGCUCAUCACGCUGCCUGCCGAGGCCGCGCUGGCACCUGGCACCUACGGCCCCCGCAAGGGCCGCCUGAGCCAGUUCCACGGGCCCGGGGAACCCCUGGCCUUCCCUGCCCAGGAGCUGCGGGGCGGUGGAGCCGGGCUGGGCCUGCUGUACCCACCAGCUCAUGGAGAGCCCAAGGCGGCCGAGGUGGGGGUGGCCCCACCGGGGGCAGGCGAGGCCCGACGCCCGGAGGCAGCCGGGGCCUUUGUGCUGCCCGAGAAGGUGCCGCUGGAGGACGCCAUGAAGCUCUUCGACUGCCUGCCAGGGGGCGCCGAGCCCCAGGGGUCCUCGCGCAAGGCCCCCGUGCCAGCCCUGCCUGACAGCAGGGGCGGUGGGGACGACGCCUCCGGUGACAUUCGCUCGCUGCACCUGCCAGAUGAGCUGCUGUCGUUUGACUACAGCGUGCCCGAGAUCCUGGACACCGUGUCCAACGUGGACUACUUUUUCAACUUUAAGGCGCUCGACGAGGAGCCGCCGCCCCGCCUGGGGCCCCCUGUCGCCACCACCGCGGGCCCUGCACCUCGGGCCGAGCCCUCCAGCAAGAGAAAGGCCUCCGCCAUCAAGAAGGGGCGGCAGGGGAGCAAGAGCAAGCAGGCCUUAGGCCUGGCCAGUGCCACCCCUUCGGGACCCAGGCCGGACCUGGGGACCACCCCUCAUUAAAGUGGAUUUGAUCUCA
This is a messenger RNA of Pteropus alecto (black flying fox), 1737 nucleotides long. RefSeq names its product proline rich 22 (gene PRR22). Lineage: Eukaryota; Metazoa; Chordata; Mammalia; Chiroptera; Pteropodidae. The record is from RefSeq and is a predicted model, not a curated record. Bases 318 to 1721 code for a protein of 467 amino acids. The transcript has 3 exons.